Messenger RNA from Pecten maximus, 3747 nucleotides. RefSeq names its product ankyrin-1-like. Gene Ontology annotation, molecular function: transcription cis-regulatory region binding; protein binding. Lineage: Eukaryota; Metazoa; Mollusca; Bivalvia; Pectinida; Pectinidae. Gene Ontology annotation, cellular component: nucleus. Gene Ontology annotation, biological process: positive regulation of transcription by RNA polymerase II. The transcript has 2 exons. The record is from RefSeq and is a predicted model, not a curated record. Bases 167 to 1996 code for a protein of 609 amino acids.
AGUUAUUCCCCUUAGUCCGCUCACGUGAUACGGAAGUGGCUCUUGCAACAACAACAUAAUGCAGCAGACAGCGGAAAAGAUGGAGAUUGUUUUGACGUAUCGGCAAGGCCAAGACGGAUGAAGGGAGAUUCUGACCUGGAUGUGCAAAUUCUAGGCUCUACACGACAUGAUGGCCAGCCUUCAAGAGGCCAUAGACAGUGACGAUGUUGCAGGAGUGAGACAGAUCCUUAAACAAAAUGCAUACUCUCAAAAGGAGCUCAAGAAUUGUCUCUUCUUCAGUUGUGGCAGUGGAAAAGUUGAUUGUGCUGCAUCUAUCUUGGAAACAUCAAUCUCCCCAGAUCUACACAAUGAUGAUGAGUUUACUCCUCUUACCCUUGCAUCCAGAGGGGGGCACAGUGCUGUAGUGGAUCUCCUCAUACGAUGGGAUUGUGAUGUGUCGAUUCCAGGAGGGCCCUUAACCAACACUCCUCUACACUAUGCAUGCAGUGAGGGUUACAACGAAUCUUGCAAGCUACUAGUUGAGGCAGGUGCUGAUCUGAACUCAAAGAAUGCCAGGUCAGACACCCCUCUCAUCCUUUCUUCCAUGAAUGGUCAUAUCAGUAUUGUCAAAUACCUUCUUGAGAAGAAUGCAUCUGUGAGGAGACGAGGAUAUCAUGAGAGGACUGCUCUCCAUUGCGCAACUGAGAAUGGACAUCUUGAGAUCUGUCGUCUACUUAUCAAUGGCAACUCUGAUUUAGAGGAGGAAGAUACUUUCGGAAAUACCCCUCUUAUCUGUGCUGCAGAGAAAGGGUAUGUGGAGGUGCUGAAACUACUUCUCAAUCACAAAUGUGAGGUCAACAAGAUGAGCCACAGCGCAGCUACAGCUCUACAUUUUGCCGCUCAACAUGGUGAUUUGAACUGUUGCCGACUUCUUCUUGAUGGUGGGGCAGAAAUUGAUGCUCCAGAUAUUCGUCGAUUUACGCCGCUCAUGAUGGCCUCUCUCAACGGACAUGAUCACAUUGUUGAUUAUCUGGUAGAACGGAAGUGCAAUGUUAACAUGGUAGCUUAUAAUAAAAGGACUGCUCUGCACCUAGCGGCAGAAAGAGGGAAUCUCCAAUGCUGUAUUUCACUGCUCAAAGCUGGUUCAAAUAUUGAUGCACAGGAUUCAUUGGUUUGUACGCCGAUUUAUAAUGCAGCUAUCAAAGGCCAAGCCGCGAUAGUGCGAUUUCUGAUCGACAAUGGCGCAGAUCUGAACAAGCGUCCCAGCAGCGGCAAUUCUAUUCUACACUUUGCUGCCACAGGUGGCAGUCAGGAGUGUUGUCAGGAGCUUCUCAAUACCGGCUUUGACAUAAAUGCACAAAAUCGGGAUGGUGUAACCCCAUUAAUCGCGGCUGUAAAUGGAAAGCAAAUUAAAGCUGCCAAAUUUCUUCUAGACAAUGGAUCUGAUACAAAUUUUCGAGAUCUUCAUGGAAUGACAGCUCUGAAUGAGGCAGUCUUCUACAACUGUCCACAACUUGUUGCUCUCCUCCUGGAGUAUGGGGCUGAUCCAGAUUUAGAGGACUAUGCAGGGACGCUUCCUCUGUGGUUUGCUGUUGAUGGCUUCAGCAAUGAGUCGGUGAAGUUGCUACUUGGUGCUAACUGUAAAUUUGAUAUACAGUCGACACUUAGUAGCUACUGUGGUCCAUGCAAUGCAAUAGAACACUCUGUGCAUAAGAAGAAGGCGAGGGUGCUGAAUUGGUUGGUGUCAGCUUACUGUGAGGAAGCUCUCAAUGUUCUAAAAGAACACUUGCCAAAAAUAGAAAAGAUGACGUCACUAAAUUCCAACAUGUUGGAGAUUGUGCGUGAAAUGACGUCAUCGCCAAGGACACUGAUGGAGCACGCUAGGAAAGGAGUUCGUGUGACACUUGGGAAGGGCACAGGUAUAACAGAAAAGAUUGAGUCGCUCAAGGUGCCAAAGUGUAUUAAAAGAUAUCUCAUGUUUUCUGAUAUGGAAAACGACACUGAAUCUUCAAAAUGACAUAAUAAAUAUCAGUUGCAUAUUAUAAUAUUGGAAUGUGUAUGUAAUAGAUGGUUAUGAAAUAAGACUUAAAUGACAUCCUUGGUGAGAGAAAAAUUUGAAGUUAAACCAUCAGUGGCAGUGCUCUGUUUCUUUAAUGCAGUUGUAUAUGCAUUCUGCUAGCAUACAUUGCAUGAUCAAAUCAUCUUGAGCGGCAAUAUUGUCAUUACUACACUAUUGGUUUAUAUAAGAUAUUUGGAAAGAGCAGAGUGCUUGUUUUAUUUGCAUUUUAAUUGAUCGUUAUUAAUAAUCAGAUUUUUAUGAAUUUCAUAUUUUAGCGGCUAGCUACACUGUAGGUGAUAUAUUAGAUUUUUUUAAUGCAAUGUGCAGAUCAUAUUCAAAGAUUAAAAUUUUUAUCCUUCUUUGAUUUUUAAAAUGAACCAAUUGUAUUUUCAGUAUGCCAGAAUUUUAGUGUUUUGCAUCAACUGGACAAAAGAGAGAGUUUCAGCAUUAUUUGUUUUGACUGCCUAAUAUGAUUUUAGACUCGGUGAUGAAAUAAAUGUACGUACAUAUAGUCAUGUCUAUAAGAAGUGCAUGCAGAUUCAUUUUCAUAUUAAAGUAACCAUGCAUCAUGCAAGAGACUGAUCAUAAUCAAGGGGAAAUUGCUAUACAACUAAUUUAUUUGCAAUAUCACACGCAAAAAGCAAGCCAAAGGACAGUGGGGACAUAAAGGAUAACAACAAUGUUUGGUGAAUGUAGUCAUCCGCUCAGUUUUUUGCCGUCUGUUUCUAGUAAAAAGAUCGCUGAUCGACCAGUAUGUCCAGACGUGAAGUGAAAUAUAUAUAAAAACAUAAUGCAUGGCGCAAUGUUAGAAUAAAAUGUGAGAAUGUUUAACAUACUACUAGUAAAUACAUUUUACUUAAAGUCAAGGGGUUGCUGAUAAUACAUUUCAUUAGUCUCCUACCUUUGACACCAGGGGACUAUAUAUGUUUCCCCUCAGGAGCUUGUCGUCCAUCUUGAAGGGACGCUCGUAACGUCAAAGUUUGUCUGCACUUUUAGCUUGCGGCUUCAUUCUUUGAGGGAUUUUGAUCAAAUUUCACACAAUUAUAAAGGACCGUAUCCAGUCUAUCCGAGAAGUUCGAGUUUCACGGUUUCUUGGUGAAGGUCAAGGUCGCUGUUCUGUUUUUAUCGGGAACCGGUAGGGGACAUGCAAUAUGCAGCAUGCUUUAAAAUUGUUACAAAGAAAUCAAUGACAGCACUAAUUAUGACGAAAAGAGUUGUAGAUAUAAAAAGGUUUUCCGAAAUGUUUAAAUAUUGAACGGAUUUAUCCUCAGUCGCGCAACCAGAUCAGUUGAAAGGUUAAUAAAUUGUAUUUGUUUUAGCAAUUGUGAAUUAUUUGUUAUGACGUUCAGAAAUUUAUAUAAUGUUUUUACAUUGAUUGAUAAGAAAUCCUAUUACGCAUUCUCUAUAAGUACUGUCGUGUUUGAGAUACUCGAGAGGCUUGUGGUGAAUGCUAAGUUGUUAAAUCGGAUAAUAAACAACAUGUCAGCGUUGUCUUCUAUGAUAGUUAUGUUAUUACACUUAAUCGAUUAGUAAACUCUGAGACUUGUUCACGGUUUAUCACUUUUGUUGAAGUUUAAUCAGAUGCUAAUUGUCACAUGAUGUUUAUCUGUUCAUUUUAUGAUAUAGAAAAUGCAAAAAUUUGAUAAGCAUGAAUACAUAGCUAGAUAAAAAAAAAUGGUUCAUGACGUCACAAAAACUUAUUCGGGAAG